Exaiptasia diaphana is the source of this 1730-nucleotide messenger RNA. Its product is annotated as GTPase Era, mitochondrial. Gene Ontology annotation, molecular function: ribosomal small subunit binding; rRNA binding; GTP binding. The record is from RefSeq and is a predicted model, not a curated record. Gene Ontology annotation, cellular component: mitochondrial matrix. The transcript is spliced from 2 exons. Lineage: Eukaryota; Metazoa; Cnidaria; Anthozoa; Actiniaria; Aiptasiidae. Gene Ontology annotation, biological process: ribosomal small subunit assembly. The coding region runs from base 41 to 1153 and encodes 370 amino acids.
CCUGGGUACUACAUAUCGAUCAGAGUGAGCAGUGAGCAGCAUGGCUGCAGCAUUCAACGCGAAAAUAUCAUUUCGUGGUCGCUGUACUUGGUUACAAGCUUGGAAGCUGAAGGGGAAAUGUUCUUUUGCUUAUUCACAGCUUCGUGUAGGCAUCAGCUCUAGAUCAUUUGGCGAUUUCAGCAAAAAAAAUGACAUCGAUGAUUGUUCAGAAAACCAGAAUAAAAUCAGAAAUCAAAGACUUCUUAAAGUGGCUAUAAUUGGGGAACCAAACAGCGGAAAAUCAACUCUUAUCAAUUCUCUUGUCGGUGAAAAAGUCUUUGCCGUCACGAAKAGACCKCAUACCACGAGACAGGGAAGCCAAGCAGCAUUUUCAAUUGAUAGUGCCCAGGUUGUACUAWUAGACACACCAGGUUUGGUCACUCAUUCAGAAGGAAGACGUCUCAARAUGUCACGUGAACACAUAACUGCRCCUGAGYAUGCCUUGCAACUAGCCGACGUCAUAUGUGUAGUUAGCGACAGCUCUGACAAGCGUAUACGGAACAGACUCCAUGCGGUAGUGAUAGAAGCCUUAGAUAGACAUAGAGACAUCCCAUCACUGUUAGUCUUGAAUAAGAUUGACAGAUUAACGCAUAAGACAAAUCUUCUGGGUUUAGCAGCAAUACUGUCUGARGACCGAUUGAAGGAUUCGUGGGGAUAUCAACAAACUGGAGGGUGGGGCAACUUUGAGCGUACCUUUAUGGUAUCAGCAAAAGAAGGYGAUGGCACAGAGGAUAUCAAGAAAUAUUUGGCACUUAAAGCUAAACCAGGAGAGUGGAUGAUCCCCCCUGAUUCAAUCUGUGAUCUUUCACUAGAACAAAGGAUUGCUGAGGUGUUCAGGGAGAAGUUAUUAGAAAUAUAUGAACAUGAAAUACCUUUUCAAAUCAAGCAGGUGAAUGUGAUCUGUGAGAUGAGGCCUCAAGAAAUUCUACGAGUUCAUCAAAAGCUGUACUGCCGUAAGAACAGCCAAAGACGGUGCGUCAUUGAAAAGUUUGGCAUUUUAAAAGAUGAAGUUUCUAGUGAAUUGAAGGAGAUUUUUGGAUGUGAGCUUGAUCUUACUAUUGAUGUUGGUGUGUCUGAAAAGCUGGGUCGUCAAACACCAUUGCCGUCAUAUUGAAAACAAUUACCAAAUACAUUGAAACCAUUCGCAAACCCUUGCAACCAACCCUGCUAUGUAAGCCUCYAUAUAUGUUCAAUGUUCUUACCUUGGUAGUUGUAUUAUUGAUGUACCUCUGUACAAUAAAUUGUCAUWUUAGCUUUAAAAUGAUUAGCUUCUUUAGGUCCAAAAGAUUUUAAAGGGACACUGUCAAUGGCACACAUACGCGAGUAAACUUGAAAAGAUCAGGCUAAUGUUUUCAGGUUUGCAACUCCAAGUUGGCGCGACGCAUGACAAAAAAAGUACUCGUAAAUUUAAACAGAUCUAGAAUAUUCCAAAGUGUGUCAAAACAUUGAUUUACCUCGAAGGUAAUACUUUCAAAGUCCGUUAGAGGCAAGACUGUUACUGGGCAUGUCAACCAUUGACAGUGUCCCUUUAAAGCAUAUGGGAUAUUGUGCAAGUUUUCAUGGAUCUUGAUUAAAAAUGCUUCCCUAAGUUUGUAGCCUUUACAGGUGAGGCAGCUCAUUGUGUAUUGCUUCAUACAAUACUGAGAUUGUUAGUAAUCUGAAACAGAAAAUAAAGGGACCAUUCACUGCUA